CCUGCAGGAGCCUGUCCUCCCUCACCCAGGCAGACUCACCUCCUCCAGGUGGACAAGGACAGAGGAGACUGGGAGAAGCUGGCCAUGAGCCCCCGGCCCUCCACCCUCCUGGGCCUCGUGCUCUGCCUGGGCCAGACGAUCCACAUGCAGGAGGGUGUGUCUCAAGAUGGUUCGCAGGCGGCAGAGGCCAGAUUCCACAUCCCCGCAGUGAGUGAAUAUGUGGCUGGGAGUUACCGCUGCCGCUAUCACGAUGUGUUUGACAGGUGGUCUGAGCUCAGUGAGGCCCUGCACCUGCAGGUGACAGAGGAGGACUCCACUCUGCCCUCAGGGGCCCUGCCCAAACCCUCCCUCAGGUCCGAGCCAGGCCCUGUGGUCCCCCGGGGACGGCCUGUGACCUUCGUGUGCCGGGGCCCAGCUGGGGCUGAGUUCUACCACCUGGAGAAGGAAGGAAGGCGCGUCUUCCUUUAUCACAAAGGUGUGUCUCAAGAUGGUCUGCCUGUGACAGAGGCCAGAUUCCACAUUCCCGUGGUGAGUGAUAUGACUGCAGGGAGUUACCGCUGCCUCUAUGAACAGGUGGAUGAGAGGCCAUCUCAGCCCAGUGAGCCCCUGGAGCUGAAGGUGACAAAGGAGGACUUCUCCACUCUGCACUCAGGCCACACCUCCCAGGACUACAUGGUGGAGAACAGCAUCUGCUUGGGCCUGAUGGGCGUGGCCUUGCUGAUCCUGCUGGCGAUUCUGGUGUAAGCUGGGCUCAGCCAGCGCAGGGCCCCACAGGGACCACGGGAAUAUACACAAGGGAGCCCCCCAGAGAGAGGGGGCCCCAGGGCCCCAGCAGGGAGCUCCCAGAGCCCUGCCCGCUGUUGUUCAAGGACAAGAGACCCCUGGCCCACGUGGGUUAGCAGGGUCCACCUCAACCCCUCAUCUUCCCAGGACCAGUGAGAGGAGUCAUCUCGAUUGCCAGGCAGGCAGAGAGGGCAGUGCCCCAUGGGAAACCAAGGCAGGUGGAACGGAAGCAGGGCAGGCAUGGCCACGUGAGCCAGCCUAAGCAUGGACGCCAACCGCGCAGAAAUAACAGGAUGAUUUUAGACUCGGAGGGGAGACACAUGAAACUAGGAAGGGGCUGCAACACGAAGAUGAGCUGAGGCAUAGGAACCAGGAAGGGUCAGGUCUGCUUCUGGGCAAGAACAAUUGAGAGAAUCCAUCAGGCGGCCACAGCGGGAGACAGAGAGCAGGUUUCUAGCAAAUAUGUACCCCUAGACCACUGGCUACAGUGGCCACCAUGACUGAGCCUCUUCCCAUGUGGGUGUCUGAAUCUGCUUGCAAUAAAGUUUCCAUGCUUUUGCUUC
Myotis daubentonii (Daubenton's bat) is the source of this 1346-nucleotide messenger RNA. RefSeq names its product immunoglobulin superfamily member 1-like. Gene Ontology annotation, biological process: immune response-regulating signaling pathway. Lineage: Eukaryota; Metazoa; Chordata; Mammalia; Chiroptera; Vespertilionidae. The transcript is spliced from 5 exons. The coding region runs from base 85 to 744 and encodes 219 amino acids. Gene Ontology annotation, cellular component: plasma membrane. The record is from RefSeq and is a predicted model, not a curated record.